Molecule: messenger RNA, 3525 nt
Organism: Myotis daubentonii (Daubenton's bat)
Lineage: Eukaryota; Metazoa; Chordata; Mammalia; Chiroptera; Vespertilionidae
Gene: CHRND
Product: cholinergic receptor nicotinic delta subunit
Exons: 14
Coding region: 211-1764 (517 amino acids)
Biological process (GO): monoatomic ion transmembrane transport
Cellular component (GO): postsynaptic membrane
Molecular function (GO): transmembrane signaling receptor activity; acetylcholine-gated monoatomic cation-selective channel activity
Source: RefSeq, a predicted model, not a curated record
GGGAGACUCCCAGGCACCGCGCCCGCGAGCAGAGGCUGCACCCAGGAUCCCCGGCUGCAGGGACCGGAUUCCCGAAGCGGAGGCCAGAGCAGCGCGGAGACACGCGCGCUCCUCCACCCCCACUCUGCACCUGUCCCCUCUGCCACUCACCCACAUUCCCUAGCCCAGUGGACAGGAGGAGCAGAUGCAAGACCUACUUGGUGAGACAGGAUGGAGGGGCCUGUGUUAACACUGGGACUGCUGGCCACCCUGGUUGUGUGUGGCUGCUGGGGUCUAAAUGAGGAGGAGCGGCUGAUCCGGUACCUGUUUACGGAGAAGGGCUACAACAAGGAGCUCCGGCCUGUGGCUCACAAAGAGGACAGCGUGGACGUCUCACUGGCCCUCACCCUCUCCAACCUCAUUUCUCUGAAAGAAGUCGAGGAGACUCUCACCACUAACGUGUGGAUUGAGCACGGCUGGAUGGACAGCCGGCUGCAGUGGGAUGCCAAGGAUUUUGGGAACAUCAGCAUCCUGCGCCUGCCCCCUGACAUGCUGUGGCUCCCAGAGAUUGUGCUGGAGAACAACAAUGACGGCUCCUUCAAGAUUUCCUACUCCUGCAACGUGCUGAUCUAUCCAUCAGGCUAUGUGUACUGGCUGCCACCUGCCAUCUUCCGCUCUUCCUGUCCCAUCUCCGUCACUUACUUCCCCUUUGACUGGCAGAACUGCUCCCUCAAGUUCAGUUCGCUCAAGUACACGGCCAAGGAGAUCACCCUGAGCCUGAAGCAGGAGGAAGAAGAUGGCCGCUCAUACCCGGUGGAGUGGAUCAUCAUCGACCCUGAGGGCUUCACAGAGAACGGGGAGUGGGAGAUAGUGCACCGGCCAGCCAGGAUCAACAUGGACCCCAGUGCCCCGCUGGACAGCCCCAACCACCAGGACAUUACCUUCUACCUCAUCAUUCGCCGAAAGCCACUCUUCUACAUCAUCAACAUCCUGGUGCCCUGCGUGCUCAUCUCCUUCAUGAUCAAUCUGGUCUUCUACCUGCCAGCCGACUGUGGAGAGAAGACGUCAAUGGCAAUCUCAGUGUUGCUGGCACAGUCUGUCUUCCUGCUCCUCAUCUCCAAGCGGCUGCCGGCCACAUCCAUAGCCAUCCCCCUCAUCGGCAAGUUCCUGCUCUUUGGCAUGAUACUGGUGGCCAUGGUCGUGGUGAUCUGUGUCAUCGUGCUCAACAUCCACUUCCGCACGCCCAGCACCCACGUGCUGUCUGAGGGGGUCAAGAAGCUUUUCCUAGAGACCCUGCCCAAGUUCCUACACAUGUCCGUCCCAGAGGAGGACAGCCCCGGCCCUGGGGCCCUGGUCCGGAGGAGCAGCUCCCUGGGUUAUAUCUCCAAGGCCGAGGAGUACUUCUCGCUCAAGUCCCGAAGUGACCUCAUGUUCGAGAAGCAGUCAGAGCGGCACGGGCUGGCCCGGCGCCUCACCACAGCACGCCAGCCCCCUGCAGGCUCUGAGCAGGCCCAGCAUGACCUCUUCAGUGAGCUGAAGCCAGCUGUGGAGGGGGCCAACUUCAUCGUCAACCAUAUGAGGGAUCAGAACAACUACAAUGAGGAGAAGGACUGCUGGAACCGGAUAGCCCGCACAGUAGACCAACUCUGCCUGUUUGUGGUGACGCCCAUCAUGGUGGUGGGCACGGCCUGGAUCUUCCUGCAGGGGGCCUACAACCAGCCCCCAUCCCAGCCUUUCCCCGGGGACCCCUUCUCCUACCUGGAGCAAGACAAGCGUUUCAUCUAAAGGGCUUCCCUGCCUGGGUUGGCCCAGCUCCCCGGGCAGCUUCGGUGGGGCUUUGUGCCUGAAAGGGAUGGGCCUUCAGGGGUGGCAGUAGCUGUGUGGACAGGGGUGCCUGAGAAAGGACAAGCUCCUCUUAGGGAGGCAAAUCCUGGCCCUGAGACUUGAGCCAAGUUGGUUCUGCACGGCUGAGGUGGAGAUGAGCUGUGCCUCCUGAGACAAGGAAAGGCGAAGCCCCACUCCUCAAUAAAGACAGGAGCCACUGAGAAGGUCUGAGAGUGGACACUGGCUGGUGGGUGGGUCAGGACAACUUUUGGGGAGAUAGGGGCCUGACUCAAGGGCCAGGGAAAAUGUCAUUCAGGCUGAUCUUUUGGGACCCUUCUGUGAGAAAAACAGUGGCCUCUUCUUGCCUCCCCUUCCUCUAGGUGGGGGUAGAGCGGGUGGGCUCCUGUGCCCUCACUUCCUGGUUCCUACAGCUGUCAACCCCUCAGCCUUGGCUUCUGAGGCCCCCUAGAGCCUCCUUUUCCAGAUCCCUUAGGGAAGGAGGUUUUGGGCAGAGGUGGGAGCACCAAUGUUUCAGAAUGUCCUUCCCAGUUCUUUCUGCUUUGGCCAUUCUGUCUGGGUCCAUGUGGGGAGCUGAGGACUCGGGUAGGAGAAUUGGGCCCAGCAGCUACAGAGGCCAGAGGUCAGCCCAUCAACCUCAGCUCACAUGAGCUACCCUAGGGCCCCAGAUCUCAGCCCUCCCCCAGAGUAUCCCCUUAUGGUCACCUAUUCCUCUCCUCCAAAGUAGGGUUGCCUGGCAAAACUAAAAAAUUAUUCAUAUUUAUCUGAAAUUCAAAUUUAACUGUGCAUUUUAUAUAUUUACUAGAGGCCCGGUGCACGAAAUUCGUGCAUGGGGCAAGGGGUGUCUCUCAGCCCGGCCUGCACCCUCUCCAAUCUGGAACAUUCCCCCUCACAAUCCGGGACUGCUGGCUCCUAACCAUUCGCCUGCCUGCCUAUCUGAUUGCCCCUAACUGCUUCUGCCUGCCAGCCUGAUCGCCCCCGACUGCCCUCCCCUGCCAGCCUGGCCGCCCCCAACGGCCCUCCCCUGCAGGCCUGUUCGCCCCCAACUGCCCUCCCCUGCUGGCCAUCUUGUGAUGACAUGAAGGUGUCGUGUGAGGGCACGAGGACCACCUAGGCUUUUAUUAGUAUAGAUUUGCUAAAUCUGGCAACUUUACCCCAAAGGGAACUUCCAUCAACCUUAUCCUAAGGGCCAAAGGCUGAAACUGGAAGAGCUGGAGGAGGUUCUGUGAGGUACCCCACCUCCAGGACGGCCCCAGUGAUCCCCACCUCCUGUCCUCAUACCCUCAUGUAGUGCCAUACCAGGAUUGGUCUGGGUGACCAAUAGAAUGAGGCAGGAGUGAUGGCAUGUCACUUCCGAGGUUAGGUUAUAGAAGACAUCAAAGUGCCCCCACCUUGCCCUGCUCUUGUCCCACUCCUUCACUCUCACUCUCACUCACUCUCACGCUCACAUGGGGAAACCAGGAGGCAUGAUGAGCACCCUAUGGAGAGGCACACGGCAAGGAACUGAGGCCUCCUGCCAACAGCCGGCCACUGGGUGAACUUGGAAGUGGGUCCUCCAGCCCCAGUAGGACCUUGGACAAGAUCACACGCCCCACGACAACCCCUGAGCCAGAGCCGCCCAGCGCAGGUGCUCCUGGUUCCUGACCCCCAGAAGCUGUGGAGACAAUAAAAGUUUGUUGCUUUAAGAGACAAAACUUUGCGUAG